Molecule: messenger RNA, 958 nt
Organism: Perkinsus marinus ATCC 50983
Lineage: Eukaryota; Perkinsozoa; Perkinsida; Perkinsidae
Exons: 1
Source: RefSeq, a predicted model, not a curated record
AUGGCCGGCAUUAUGGGAGCUAAGAGCCUUGAUGGAAGUAUGUUCAUGACAGAAACCAUGUUCAACAACUUCAAGAAGGGUCUUACUACUCUGCAGCUGCUAACGCACGAGACGAUGAAUGACACCUACGACUCCUUCUUGAAACUGCGUGCCAAAGAGCAGGGUCUUGCAUUCCAGACUCCGACUGACAGGGCGAUCAUCAGGUUAGCCUGCUGUUCGCGAGUUUUCGACGAAGAGGGUGGUCGAGCGGUAUUGGACGCGUGGAAUCAGCUGGAGCCGAACGAGCAGACGAAGCUCACUGACUAUCUCAACCGCGACGGAAUUCACAAGUCGCCUGGUUUCCUUAUCUACUAUAUGCCGGCUUUCAUGGAGAACGCUCGGAAGAAUCCUGAUGUCGGUUUGGUUCUGGCGAUGCGCCUUCUCUUGAGGAUCUAUGAUGCUGCUGCUGUGGAGUAUGGGGUGUCUUCUGAACCUUACGGAGAUGCCUUGCACUAUCCUGGUUCGCAAUCAGAAAGGUCGGCCUCGGAGGAUUCGGAUGUUAUCACCAUUCACAUCGCGGAGGUCGCUGAACUUGCUCGCCAAUGUGACUCGGCUGUUGUCUUCAAGUCUACCUUUUUCCGCAUCCACCGAGCUGAGGGAGACCGGGGUAAGUGCGAGGGGCAAGUCAGACUGGCACCAUGGCGGCUCUGGACGUCGGAGGAGAAACUUGCGGCACUGAGUGCUUUUGGCCGGAAAAAUGCUGAGUUCUUGCUGGGGGGUAGCUGCGAGCAGACAAAGCUCCUCGAUGAUUUCAAGAGGAUCUACCCGGAGCUGCAGUACUUUCGAGACACUAUCGGGAAUACUGAUUGUUCUCCUGAUGCGAUUCACCCUUCUGCUACGCUUUCGGACAGUGAAUCUGAGUAUAGGCGGACUGUUUGCGCGAUGCUCUGUGUCUACUGGAUCUGCACUGACAACUACG